AUGAGGUUGGUUUUACAAAGUCGCUCUUUCAAUAGUGUCAGCUCUGCUGGCUCUCUUAGCCGUCAUGGCAUCCAGAAGCUGCCACUUGGCGCGGCUCCCACCGCUCAGUUCGGGCGACUGUUUACUACCAGGGGCUCUUUGGCUGCCUGGAAUCGAAACACCAAGACAGCACCUAGAUCCAAGGCUAGCAAACCGAACAGCGACCCCACAAGUGAACACUCAAAUUCGGAAUCUGGAACCCCCGGGGCUGCUGCUAGCUGGAAUAAACCAAAAUUCAAGGCCUGCGAACGCCAGAGCGAGCCGGUCAGCGAGCAUACAAAUGAGCCCAUUAGUGAAACUGUCAUUACCCCAACAAAUGAAAUGACUAGUGAGCCUGUAAGGAAUAUCAUGAUCGACACAGCGAAUCGAAACGCUGGCGAUCAGGAAACUGCAGCCUUUGAUAGCAGAAUUUCAGACCUGGUCACUAUUCGUGGGAGAAAGCCAAAAGACGCGGACACUGUGAGAAAAGAGUUCUAUGCGAUCCUAGAGACCGCUCAGCCAGACCAGGUAAUGGCUGCCAUGCUCAACUAUGACUGCGAAGAACUGGUUGCAACAAUGCCGCAGAGCAGCUUUAUCGAAGCCUUGCACCUUCUCUCACCCGCCCAUUUCGUUGAGCCCUUCAAAGAGAUAUACCGACCGUUGCAUCCAUAUACUGUUCAGAUCAAACGCUUUAAGGCGCAGCAUACACUCUUCGAUGAUUUUGUUAGGAAUCUUUCUGCGAUUGUCCGGAUACGAAGAUCGAGAGGUCAGGCUUUAGGGCUUGCUGAAUACACACACCUUCUUGACUGCGCUCGGUCUCUCGGCGAUGCGCUUAUGGCGGACCAUAUCUGGAAUUCCAUGAGGAUGGACGAUAUAUCUCCCAACCUUGAGUGUUACAAUCACUACAUGGAAGCCAAAGUUUGGAAUUCAGCUUAUACCGGUAAAGAGAAAUACCGUUUACGCAUUACACCUUUCUCCUACAGGAGACGAAAGUUUGGAGACCUCGGCUGGGAAGGCUACGGAACUGCAGGACGCAGUGUGCGAACAGAAGUACAAGAAAUCUUCGAUGAGAUGACAGCAUCGGGCAUCGACGGUGAUGAGGCGAGCAUAGUGAACCUUUUCAUGGCGGCCGCCCGAGUGGGAGAUAACGAAACGAUGGAAUGCAUUCUACAGACCAUCUGGAACAUUGAUGUCGAUGCACUACGGAAAGGGCGACAUGUUGAAGUCACCGAGUAUGAUCGUUCUUCACCCUUUUACCCCUCUGCUCGGCUCCUUCGCGCGGUAGCGCACUCAUUCAGUGCGGCCAACGAUAUUGAAAGUGCAGUACGCAUCAUCGAGCUUGUUUCGCGGUCUUAUGACGUUGAAGUCCCAGAGUCAAUCUGGGCCGAGUUAUUCGAAUGGGCGUUUGUUUUGUCCCGACGCAAAUAUGGACCUGACGCUGAGCGGAAAUCUAAAGGUCUUAUAAACACCAGCCUCUUAGAAAAUUUGUUCGAAACAAUGACAAAGGAACCCUACAAUAUCGAGCCCUCAGCGGAAAUGCAUUCGAAGCUCGCCAAGACAGCAUGGGUAUUUCACCGUUUGAACGAUUUCCUCUAUCACAUGCGCGCGGCAUACAAAGUCCUGGAUGAGACAAGACGAAAGAGAAUAGCUGCGCGAGAAAUUGUCGAAUCCUACCUGCGAUACCCCCGUUCUAAUGACGGGGAAAUGGACCCCCAGAUUCUCUGGUCACGAGGUUUUGCAGAUGCCGUCCACACCUACGAUGUCCUUCGGCUUCUAGUCAUGCAGCAGACGAGAAUAAUAGAGCGCCUUGCAAAUCUUCUGAUCCACAGGGGAGACUGGCUCGGUCGGAGCUUUGAUGUAUGGGAACGCCAAUUCCUGCCUCAGCUUAUGGAGGAAUGGCGAGACUUUAUUCCAGCACGAGUCCGCUACGCUACGUCUACCGGAAUCGUCCAAUUCCAUGGUGUAUCAUAUUACGGUUCUGCUAGGUAUUCAACUCAUGCGCGGAUACCGGUCCGCCGACCAUCCUUCAACGACAGCUUUAGGCUCGUUAUUAGCAACCAAGAGUACGACGAUGAGUUUAUCUGGGCCACGUAUAAACGAAAUAUGUCUCCCGGCGAUCUUCACAACCCUCUGCUCAGGCGACUUUUUGAACCAACUAUCUUCGAUUACGACUCUCGCAACCUGGAGGACGCAGUUCAAGACCAAGUAUCAGAGGUGCAGCUACCAGCUGAAAAUGAGGUGUAUAGCCACUGUGCCACCAAAUCCGCCGAGCCCGCCCGACCUCGUUUCUGGGUUGAGGAAGCGUAUGAAUCGGCCCAGUUGAAGAAAUCGGCGCUCAUGAAGGCUUUUGGGUCCCUUUCUGGUGUUGAUGAUGAGGACGAGUACGCAGCUAUUCCAACUGCUUAG
Molecule: messenger RNA, 2424 nt
Organism: Aspergillus nidulans FGSC A4
Lineage: Eukaryota; Fungi; Ascomycota; Eurotiomycetes; Eurotiales; Aspergillaceae
Exons: 1
Coding region: 1-2424 (807 amino acids)
Cellular component (GO): mitochondrion
Source: RefSeq, a predicted model, not a curated record